AUGGCCCCAGUCCACUUCUUCUCUCAUGGCUCGACGAUGAUGCUGGGUGAGGACAGUGCUUCGGCCCGAUAUUGGGAGAGGAUGGGUGAUCAGGCUGUGAGGAACGGCGUGGAACAUGUGAUUAUGAUGGGUGCACAUUGGGCCACCACUUUCGAUGGCGUCCUCAUCUCAGCCAACCCUCAUCCUGGCAAGAACCCAGUCGCCUUUGUCCACCCAUCCAAAUACGAGCAGUACAGGCUCAACCCAGACCUCGCCAUGGUCUCCACCAUCCAGUCUCACCUCUCCGCAGCAGGCAUCGCCUCCAAGCCCGACGAGACAUUUGACUGGAUCCACGACACGUAUCUCGUCCUGAUCCGCAUGUUUCCAAAGGGCUGCCCACCAACGACCAUCAUCUCGUCGCAGCACCGAUACGACCCGCACUUCCACAUGGCCGUAGGGGCGGCCCUGCGGCCCCUGCGUGACUGGGACAGCCACAAGGUCCUCUUCAUCGGGAGCGGCGGCGCCGUGCACAACCUGUACCGCAACGUUUGGACGCCCAUGCUGCGCUACAGGGACAACUUUGCCCAGCCCACGCCGCCCGAGGCCUGGGCCAUGGACUUUCGCCAGGAGGUAAUGGACGCUUUCGUCGCUGGUAACUCGGGCGUCGGCGGGCCGAGGCUGAGGAGAAAGAUGACGGCGCUGAUGAAGCAUCCCAAGUACAGAGAGGCGCAUGCUACGGAUGAUCAUUUCAUGUCGAGCAUCUUUGUGGCCGGGCUCUGUGGGGACAAGGACGAUGAGGGGAUGAGGGGGGAGUUGGGCGCCGAGGACUGGGAACUGACCAACAUGUGCAAUUCACAGUUUACGAUUGGGAGUUGGGAAGAUUGA
This is a messenger RNA of Cryphonectria parasitica EP155, 864 nucleotides long. Its product is annotated as LigB subunit of an aromatic-ring-opening dioxygenase LigAB. Lineage: Eukaryota; Fungi; Ascomycota; Sordariomycetes; Diaporthales; Cryphonectriaceae. The coding region runs from base 1 to 864 and encodes 287 amino acids. Gene Ontology annotation, molecular function: zinc ion binding; oxidoreductase activity, acting on single donors with incorporation of molecular oxygen; ferrous iron binding. The transcript has 3 exons. The record is from RefSeq and is a predicted model, not a curated record.